CUCUCUUCAAUACACCACUUUGAAAUCUCAAAACAAAAAUAAAGACUAAACCAAAAAUAAAAAAGAGCGAUAAAAAUGGCUAGGGGAUAUCGUUUUUUCAUCAUCCUUUCGGUAAUCUCAUUGUUUGCAGAGACAAUUGAUUCUCGAAUACUAGAUCGUCAUAGUUUUCCAGAUGGUUUCAUUUUUGGAACGGCUGCUUCUGCGUAUCAGUACGAAGGAGCAACAUCUGAAGGUGGAAAGUCUCCAGCUAUAUGGGACCACUUCAGCCGCUCUUACCCAGAGAGGACCAAAAUGCAUAACGCGGAUGUAGCAAUUGAUUUUUAUCACCGUUAUAAGGAUGACAUCAAGUUGAUGAAGGAGUUAGACAUGGACGCUUUCAGAUUCUCAAUCUCGUGGGCCAGAUUAAUUCCCAGUGGAAAGCUAAAGGAUGGAGUAAACAAAGAAGGUGUACAAUUCUACAAGGAUCUUAUCGACGAACUUCUUGCUAAUGACAUACAACCUUCAAUGACACUAUACCACUGGGACCAUCCACAAUCUUUGGAGGACGAAUAUGGUGGCUUUUUAAGCCCUAAAAUUGUAGAAGAUUUUCGAGAUUUUGCAAAAGUUUGUUUCGAAGAGUUUGGAGAUAAAGUUAAAAUGUGGACAACGAUCAAUGAGCCGUACAUUAUGACUAUUGCGGGUUACGACCAAGGUAACAAGGCGGCUGGACGAUGCUCCAAAUGGGUAAGCGAGAAGUGUCACGCUGGUGAUUCGAGUACUGAGCCUUACAUUGUUUCGCACAACGUUCUUCUAGCUCAUGCCGCUGCAGUAGAUGAAUUCAGAAAAUGUAAAAAGACUUCAGCUGAUGGUCAAAUUGGGAUAGUUUUGUCACCAAGAUGGUUUGAGCCGUAUCAUUCUGACUCUACCGAUGAUAAAGAAGCAGCUGAACGAGCUCUUGCUUUUGAAUUUGGAUGGCAUCUUGAUCCAGUGAUUCAUGGAGAUUAUCCAGAGAUAGUAAAAAAAUAUGCGGGGAAAAAGUUGCCUUCAUUUACCCUGGAACAAUCAAACAUGUUGAAAAAUUCAUCAGAUUUUGUUGGAAUAAAUUACUAUACAGCGCGUUUCGCUAGUCACCUUCCUCACAUCGAUCCAGCAAAGCCUCGGUUCAAAACUGAUCAUUACGUCGAAUGGAAACUGACUAACCACAGUGGCCACAUCAUCGGACCUGGGGAUGAAAGAGGAUUAAUAUUGUCAUACCCGGAGGGCUUGCGGAAAGUUCUAAACUAUAUCAAAGAUAGAUACAACAACAUGCCGGUCUACAUUAAAGAAAAUGGAAUCAACGAAAACGACGAUGGUACAAGGCCGAGAGAAGAGAUUCUUAAGGAUACAUUUAGGAUUGAGUACCAUGACAAACAUUUCCAACAACUUCAUAAAGCUAUAGUGGAAGACGGGUGUGACGUAAGAGGAUAUUAUGCAUGGUCAUUGAUGGACAACUUUGAAUGGGAACAUGGAUACACUGCUAGAUUUGGUCUUUACUAUGUUGACUUUGUCAAUGGUCUCAAACGUUAUCCAAAAGACUCGGUCAAAUGGUUUAAGCGGUUCCUUAAUAGAUCGAACGGAGAGACUAGAGAAGUGAAAGAGGUGUCACGUGAGAAGUCACGUUCUGAUGGAAAUAAGACUUUGCAUGAGCAAGUAAGUUUUGAUGAAUCAGCGGGAUUUUUUGUAUCUUUCAUGGCGGCGAACCAAUCCAGGAGAGAUGAAGAGCAAAAUCGAUGUUCAUUUGAUUCUACUUAUCCAGCGUCAUUUUAUUGAUUUUAGAACCCUUAUGGUUGAAUAUGUGCAAACAUUUUUCAGAAGGAAAUGAAAGAAUAUAAAUAGUAAUUUAUUUCAA
Messenger RNA from Brassica oleracea var. oleracea, 1867 nucleotides. Its product is annotated as beta-glucosidase 30. NCBI's taxonomy places the organism in Eukaryota, Viridiplantae, Streptophyta, Magnoliopsida, Brassicales, Brassicaceae. Gene Ontology annotation, biological process: carbohydrate metabolic process. The record is from RefSeq and is a predicted model, not a curated record. The transcript has 12 exons. Bases 76 to 1788 code for a protein of 570 amino acids. Gene Ontology annotation, molecular function: beta-glucosidase activity.